AUAAAUUGAAGAAAGGGGGGAAAAAAUCAGCAGAUUAAUCAAGAUGAAAACAACCAUUGUCUUAAAGCUGGAGCACCUCAUUUUUGUGAUUUGAUUUUUUUUUUAUUUAUAACUACUUGACUGCUACACAAAUAUUUCCUUGCAAUAUACUGAAGUAUGAUAUGCCAUACAGUUAACAGGGCAUUCCAUAGCUUAAAAAACAAGAAACACUGUAAACUUUGAAUUUUAAGUGAAAAAGAUGUGUCCAAUUUAGGUUUUCUCCAGACAGGUGCAAAUAUUGCGAUUAUGAUUUUCCUCCACUAGGUGGCAGCACUUACUCAUGCUAAAAUCAGAGUGACACGUUCCUUAAUUGUUUUCAAGGUGGAAACAUUAUUGUCACUGAAGCAUCGACUGGUUUGUGUCCUCAGCAUGUGAAUCGUUGGUGUCAGUGAAACCUACUCAGUUUGCAUUUUGGAGAACCAGAAAUUCAACAUGGCAAUGAAUCUGUUCCCAGUGCUGCUGGUUAUUUGUCUUCCACAAUGGAGCCAAGGUAAACACUUGCUUCGUUUUCUGACCUUCUGUCAAAGGAAUGUGCAAAGUGAUGGCCAGUAUGAUAUUGAAUUUGACGGCGAUCAGCUCCUCUACGUUGACACGGUCACCAACCAGACAGUUCAGCGUCUGCCAGAGUUUGCAGAGCAGUGGAUUCCUGAUCCUGAACUAGCCCGAGACAAAUUUGAGUCCCUGGGUACCUGCGAGUACAACAUCCCACGAGCCAUAAAGGGAGAAAAUCAUCCUCCGGAGGCCAUAGUCAGUCCCACCUCCAUAAUCUACCCCAAGCAGGAGAUGGAACUGGAGGUCCCCAACACCCUCAUCUGUUUUGUCACCGACUUCCAUCCGCCUACAGUCACCAUCACCUGGACCAGGAAUGGCCAGAUGGUGGACCAGAGUGAGGUCAGCCAGACUCAGUACUACUCCAACAGCGACUUCAGCUUCUGCAUCUUCUCCUACCUGGACUUCACUCCGCAGGAGAACGACAUCUACUCCUGCAGCGUGGACCACAUCAGCCUGCGGGCGCCUCUCACCAAGUUCCUGGAUGUUACCACAGUACCCACAGACCAGCAGGUUGUAGAGACAGCAGUGUGUGUUGCUGGUGUGAUCCUGGGGCUGAUUGGAGUUGUCACAGGACUCUGGUUCAUCAUGAAAGCCAACAAGUCCUGCCAGGCGUAACACGCAUUAAGACAACUGACACCUGAAUUUUGAUGUCAGAUGUGUGAUCACGUUAUCUUUUUUCCCCAUGUGUUUUUCCUCUGGUUGCAAGGUGGAGUGAAAUGUAUUUUUAUCAUAGCUUUAUUUUAUUUUUACACCCGUAAUGUUUUAUGUUGUCUGUAUCUGUAUGCUUUUCUUUC
Perca flavescens (yellow perch) is the source of this 1385-nucleotide messenger RNA. Its product is annotated as H-2 class II histocompatibility antigen, I-E alpha chain. Bases 472 to 1206 code for a protein of 244 amino acids. The record is from RefSeq and is a predicted model, not a curated record. Gene Ontology annotation, cellular component: membrane; MHC class II protein complex. NCBI's taxonomy places the organism in Eukaryota, Metazoa, Chordata, Actinopteri, Perciformes, Percidae. The transcript has 4 exons. Gene Ontology annotation, biological process: antigen processing and presentation; immune response.